AUGGAUGCGAAAACCGUUCUCCUCGUCUCACUGUGUGCUGUCAUUGUGACACUGGUAAGUGCCCCCUGGGUCUAUAAUCGGUACAAAAGUGGCAGCGAAACAGAACGAGAUGUCGCAGUCCCUGCAGACACGGUUCAUCCGAUGUUUGAGAACCGGUACCUUCCCUCCAAGGUGCCCAGCUACAAACGGUUCGUGUCGAAGUGUGGUACGAUGGACUUCGGUGCCGUCGGCUGUAGCAUCUGUAAGGUGGCAGUAGCGGGCCUACAGAGCCUCGUCAAGAAGAAAAGCACCCAAGAGGAUGUGGUCGUCUUCGCUACCGAGUUGUGUAAGGUUUUCGAGAUCGAAGACAGUCGUGACGAGUUGUUCGGGGUGGCAGAGAGGCUGGCUCUUACUCCCGCUCAGGCAUGUGGGAUCCUUAUUGGGACCAAUUGUGGAACGCCCAAUGACCCAAACGUCAUGUGGAACGUGACUUUACCCAACAUUCCCAAACCACCGGUAACCCCACCAACAACACCGAAGCCUGGAUCUCUAAAACUACGCAUGCUCCAUCUAACGGAUAUCCAUCUGGACCCGGCCUACAACACGGGGGCUAACACGGACUGCGGUGAGCCACUGUGCUGCCGGAAACAAGACGGAACAGGCCCGUCCCCCGAUACUAGAGCUGGUAAGUGGGGAUCACAUGCCAUGUGUGACACCCCUUUCAUCACACUGGACAGCCUGUUCGCACAUCUCAGCUCCAUACAGGACCAGUUUGACUAUGUAAUAUUCACGGGAGACUUACCCCCACACAACAUCUGGAACCAGUCACGGACAGACCAACUUACCUCACUACAGACCUACACCAAGCUCUUUAAGAAGUACCUUCCAGAAAAAGUCGUCUUUAACGCUCUCGGAAACCACGAGAGCGCCCCAGUAAAUAGUUUCCCUCCAGACUUUAUUAAGGAUAACCAGUCCAUCAGCUGGUUGUACGAGGCUUUGACCGAUAGCUGGGGAACAUGGUUACCGAAGGCCGCUCGUCAGGAUAUAUUAAGAGGUGCAUUCUAUUCCGUAUCACCUAGUCCGGGCUUCAGAAUCAUAUCGUUAAACAUGAACUUCUGUAACAACGGCAAUUGGUGGUUACUGAUCAACACUACUGACCCCAACGGACAGUUACAAUGGCUUAUUACUGAACUACAAAAAGCAGAAACCAGCAGUGAGAAGGUUCAUAUUAUUGGGCAUAUAUUUCCUGGAUCUAGUGACUGUUUGAAGGCGUGGAGCUGGAACUACUUCAAAAUUGUCAACAGGUACGAGAGCACUAUAGCUGGACAGUUCUUUGGACAUAGUCAUUCCGACUUCUACGAAGUUAUGUACGACAACGUCAAUUUCACUCGACCAAUCAGCGUCGUGUAUAUCCCGGGCAGCGUGACGACGUUCGCCAACCUAAAUCCAGGAUUCAGGAUAUAUGAGCUAGAUGGAUUUUACAACGGCAGUUCAUGGGCCGCACUGAACUUUCAGAACUAUUUUCUUAACCUCACUGAUGUCAACGUGAGCGACAAGCCAAACUGGGAACUGGAAUAUGAUGCUAAGGCUGACCUCAAUCUUACGAGCCUCUUCCCUCAGGAGUGGGACAACCUUAUAUAUCGAAUGAAGGCUGACGAUGACCUCUUUCAGAAAUUCUAUAGGUACUACAUGAAGUCAGCCCCUGCUGCCAAGUGUACCGGGGACUGCAAGACCAAGCUUCUCUGUGAUCUUAGGACAGGGCGAUCACACGACCCCAGUCUCUGUGCAAAUAUAUGAGUGUUAAUGUUAGGGUUACUUUUAUUGAAGAAUUAAUUUUAACAAACGAAUUAGAGAAAUCCACAUGGUAGUGCUAUAUGUGCGUUCAAGUAGUUCCUUCUAAAUUAUGUUCGCCAGCUGAACAGCUUGCGUGAACAAUUGAUUUUAUCACAGAAUACAUGUUGAUACUAUUAACUUAAAUGACUGUCCAUAAUAUAAUAGUCUCACCUAAAUUGGUUGAAAAUAGUCGCGUUUGUCGCGCGUUGAGUGAAUUAGCGCGAAAAUAUCCACACACGAAAAUUAAUUAAUACAUUAGAUAGAUUUCAGAACCAAUACCAACGCAAAAAUGUCCACACUACAAUCAGUUUAAUAAAGAGCUUCAAAGCGAACAUUUCUAUCCGCGAAAAUUUCCAUUUCUACAGUAUAUGUUCUAAUCUCCGAUAACUGAAAUGAUUUGUUUUUUCUUAACUUUUGAUGAACAAUUACGGGGGGUAUUCCAAAUAUACUGAACGUGAUUCCAUUCAAAGUCUAGACCUGUGGAGGUAUUUUGUAGAAAAACAGACAAAAAUGUAGCAGUUCCCAAUUUUACGGAUUUCUAUAUAUGCUAUUACUGUUAUUUUAUUAUAUACUCCAGCAUUCAGUUCAAUGUUCUGUCCGGUUGACAAUGUUAGCCGUAGUUGUUAAAAAUAGAUAUGUUUUACGGUUUGUAUGCAUUCCAUGCUUGUUGAAUGUGUGUAAGUAAUUGAGAUAUGUAAUAUGACUUAUUUAAGAUAGUUUCACAGGUAAUACAUUAUGUCAUCGUGUUAAAUUAAAUUUCAAUAGGAUAUUUCACGCCUGUGUGAUGUUAACAAAGUAAUCUAUGUUCGAGGGUAAGAUUUUCAAAGUUUAGCACGAGACUUCGCCAAGUGCUAAAUUUAGUUGUUUUUUAUUGAGAUUUCUCUGCCAGCAUCACACAUGAGUGAUUGAUUAUUUUACUCCAACUCUUUCCUACCACAUGUACCGCGUCAUCAUCAAGGGCGCUUGAAAUGAGUGAACAAAUAUGAGUUCACCCUGGUUAUACUUCAGAAGGUGUUGAUGCGAGAUGGUGACAUUUUCAGAAUGAGGGCGCGUGUGAGCUGUCUUACCUAGGUAUGUCAAGACAGGUUUAAUGUUUCCCUAGCAAAAACGGGAGUACUGCAGUGAAGUGUGGCAGAAAUAAGUAGGUUUCCAGAGAUGAUUUGUAAUGCAUUCGUGAUCAUAUGCAUUCUAAACCUCUAGAAGAAAACCUUAAGAGAACCUUCCAGCGUGUAUAAUACACUCGUGUUAACAUCGUUUAGUGAUGGCUGAAUUAUAUUUUCAUAUUCAUUGACGUUUUUUAAUUAACACGUUUAUUAUCGCAUAUGAUUAAAUAAAAGACAAUGUGAGAUGU
Molecule: messenger RNA, 3163 nt
Organism: Mizuhopecten yessoensis (Yesso scallop)
Lineage: Eukaryota; Metazoa; Mollusca; Bivalvia; Pectinida; Pectinidae
Product: sphingomyelin phosphodiesterase-like
Exons: 13
Coding region: 1-1776 (591 amino acids)
Biological process (GO): ceramide biosynthetic process; sphingomyelin catabolic process
Cellular component (GO): lysosome
Molecular function (GO): acid sphingomyelin phosphodiesterase activity
Source: RefSeq, a predicted model, not a curated record